Messenger RNA from Trichophyton benhamiae CBS 112371, 3153 nucleotides. RefSeq lists its product as uncharacterized. The record is from RefSeq and is a predicted model, not a curated record. The transcript has 4 exons. Bases 1 to 3153 code for a protein of 1050 amino acids. Gene Ontology annotation, biological process: tricarboxylic acid cycle. Lineage: Eukaryota; Fungi; Ascomycota; Eurotiomycetes; Onygenales; Arthrodermataceae. Gene Ontology annotation, cellular component: mitochondrion; oxoglutarate dehydrogenase complex. Gene Ontology annotation, molecular function: oxoglutarate dehydrogenase (succinyl-transferring) activity; thiamine pyrophosphate binding.
AUGUUUCGAACAACAAGAGCUGUGACGCUGAAGGCGUCCGGAGCUUCUUCCCUUCUCAGACAAUCGUAUACUCGCUCGAUAUGUUCUGGAGCAAGGUCAAAUCUUCAGUUGACAGCCCGCAAACCUCUGGGUGUUGUCUGUGCCAGAAAAGCCUGGGAGCAGACUAGGGGCUAUGCCGUUGCGACUGGCGAGACCAGCAAAGGAGUGGACCCAAAUGACUCUUUCCUCCAGGGCAACACCGCCAACUACAUCGAUGAGAUGUACAUGGCCUGGAAGGAGGACCCUCAAAGCGUUCACGUUUCAUGGCGCACCUACUUUCACAACAUGGAAGAGGGUAAGAUGCCCAUCUCGCAAGCCUUCCAGCCUCCACCCACCAUUGUCCCUACUCCUACAGGCGGUGUUCCUCAACAUAUGCCUGGAAACGCAGCCGGAACGAACGUCUCCAACCACUUGAAGGUCCAGCUUCUUGUCCGCGCGUAUCAGGCUCGUGGACACCAUAAGGCAAAGAUUGACCCUCUCGGCAUUCGCGGGGAGGCUGAUUCUUUUGGAUACAGCAAGCCAAAGGAACUCGAGCUGUCCCACUAUGGCUUCACUGAGAAGGACCUUGACGAGGAAUUUGCUCUUGGCCCAGGAAUCCUCCCUCGCUUCGAGACUGAGACCCGCAAGAAGAUGACUCUUCGUGAGAUUAUUGAUGCCUGCGAAAAGAUCUACUGUGGCUCUUUCGGCGUGGAAUACAUCCACAUUCCUGACCGCGUUCCUUGUGACUGGAUCCGUGACCGUAUUGAAAUUCCUCAGCCAUACAAGUACUCUGUCGAUGAGAAGCGUCGCAUUCUGGACCGUCUUAUCUGGAGUUCCAGCUUCGAAGCCUUUUUGGCCACCAAAUUCCCCAAUGACAAGCGCUUCGGUCUGGAAGGUUGUGAGACCCUGGUACCCGGCAUGAAGGCAUUGAUUGACCGAAGUGUCGACUACGGUGUCAAGGAUAUUGUCAUCGGUAUGCCUCACCGUGGUCGAUUGAACGUCCUCAGCAAUGUCGUCCGUAAGCCCAAUGAAUCUAUCUUCAGUGAGUUCAGCGGUAGCGCCGAACCAUCUGAUGAGGGCUCAGGUGAUGUCAAGUACCAUCUUGGUAUGAACUUCGAGCGCCCAACCCCGUCUGGAAAGCGUGUUCAGCUUUCGCUCGUUGCCAAUCCCUCUCAUUUGGAAGCCGAAGACCCAGUUGUCCUUGGAAAGACUCGCUCCAUCCAGCACUACAAUAACGACGAAAAAGAAUUCAACACUGCCAUGGGUGUCCUUCUUCACGGUGAUGCCGCAUUCGCUGCCCAGGGUAUCGUUUAUGAGACCAUGGGCUUCCAUUCGCUACCUGCCUAUUCCACUGGAGGAACCAUCCAUAUCGUUGUUAACAACCAGAUCGGUUUCACCACUGACCCCCGUUUUGCCCGAUCCACCCCUUAUUGCUCUGAUAUCGCCAAGGCCAUCGAUGCUCCAGUCUUCCAUGUGAACGGUGAUGAUGUCGAAGCUCUUAACCACGUCUGCCAGUUGGCCGCCGACUGGCGUGCCCAGUUCAAGAGUGAUGUUGUCAUUGACAUCGUUUGCUACCGUAAGCAAGGCCACAACGAAACCGAUCAGCCCGCCUUUACCCAGCCUCUUAUGUACAAGCGCAUUGCCUCCCAGCAGAGCCAGAUUGAUAAGUACGUUGAGAAGCUACUAAAGGAGAAGACCUUCACCAAGGAGGAUAUUGAUGAACACAAGAAAUGGGUCUGGGGAAUGCUCAACGACAGCUUCGAGCGCAGCAAAGACUACACCCCAACCAGUCGAGAGUGGCUCACUUCCGCCUGGAACGGAUUCAAGACCCCCAAGGAGCUUGCCACUGAGGUCCUCGGUCACCCUCCUACCGGCGUUGAAGCAGAGACCCUCCAGAUGAUUGGUGCUAAGCUUGGAAGCAUUCCUGAGAACUUUACUCCACACCGCAACCUAAAGCGUAUCUUGGCCAACCGGGAGAAAUCCAUCAAGGAGGGCCAAAAUAUCGACUGGUCCACUGCUGAAGCUCUUGCUUUCGGUACCUUGUGUAAGGAGGGCCACCACGUCCGCGUUUCUGGCCAGGAUGUUGAGCGUGGCACGUUCUCUCAGCGUCACGCCGUCCUCCACGACCAAGAGAACGAGAGCACAUACACUGCUCUCCAGCACAUCAGCCCCGACCAAGGAUCCUUUGUCAUUUCCAACUCCUCCCUCAGUGAAUAUGGAGCUCUCGGUUUCGAAUACGGUUACUCGCUAACCUCUCCUAACGCUCUUGUCAUGUGGGAAGCUCAGUUCGGUGACUUCGCCAACAACGCCCAAUGCAUCAUUGAUCAGUUCAUUGCCUCCGGUGAAUCGAAAUGGGUUCAGCGAUCUGGUCUCGUCAUGUCUUUGCCCCAUGGAUAUGAUGGCCAGGGCCCUGAGCACUCUUCCGGCAGACUGGAACGUUACCUCCAGCUUUGCAACGAGGAUCCUCGCGUUUACCCAGCCGCCGACAAGAUUGACAGACAACAUCAGGACUGCAACAUGCAGAUUGCCUACAUGACCUCCCCCGCCAACUUGUUCCACAUCCUCCGUCGACAGAUCAACCGUCAAUUCAGAAAACCAUUGAUCAUUUUCUUCUCGAAAUCCCUUCUCCGUCACCCAAGCUGCCGAUCCUCCAUCGAGGAGUUCACUGGCGAUUCCCAUUUCCGCUGGAUUAUUCCCGAUGACCAACAUGGCAAACAGAUUGAUGAGCCUGAGAAAAUCGAGCGCGUGAUUAUGUGCUCCGGUCAAGUUUGGGCUGCCCUCACCAAGCACCGUGAGGCCAACGGUAUCAGGAACACCGCCAUCACCCGUAUCGAACAAAUGCACCCCUUCCCCUGGCAACAGCUGAAGGAGAACCUCGACAGCUACCCCAAUGCCAAGGACAUUGUCUUCUGUCAAGAGGAGCCUCUCAACGCCGGAAGCUGGAGCUACAUGCAACCCCGCAUUGAGACCCUUCUCAACGAGACUGUCCACCACAACAGGCGCCAUGUCCUGUACGCCGGUCGUAACCCAAGCGCUAGUGUGGCCACUGGCUUGAAGAGCAGUCACAUCAAGGAAGAGCAAGAUCUAUUGCACGACGCUUUCACCGUACACCAGGAAAAGCUCAAGGGCGAGUAG